AGCACGCGGUUAAUAUUAAAAUGGAGCCUGAUAUUAUAACUGCGAAUACUAAGGAGCUUUCGGAAGACGAAAAGGAUAAGCUGCAGGAGCAGAACAAGCGCAUGGUGUCUGAGUUCAAAGCAAAACAGCUGGAAAUUGAUGCACAGCGGCAUUGGGACUUGUUUUACAAACGCAACGAAACACGUUUCUUUAAGGAUCGGCAUUGGACAACGCGUGAGUUCCAAGAGCUGCUAGGCACAGCGCAAGGAGAAAAACGCUCGCUCUUGGAGGUUGGCUGCGGUGUUGGCAACUUAGUAUAUCCACUGCUGGAGGAACAGCUGAAGGAAGAACGCCAAGAAGGCUUUUAUUUCUAUGCCUGCGACUUUUCACCACGUGCCGUUGAGUUCGUACGCGCCAAUGAGCUCUACGAUACUAAGCACAUCACAGCGUUUCAAUGCGAUAUAACAACGCAACAGGUGCACGAGCAUAUAGCAGAGAACAGUCUAGAUGUUUGUACUAUGAUAUUUGUGCUGUCAGCUAUACAUCCAGACAAGUUUUCCCAGGUGCUGCAGAAUCUGUGGAAAUUGCUAAAGCCAGGUGGCAUAGUGCUCUUCAGAGAUUAUGGACUGUAUGAUAUGGCACAAUUGCGCUUCAAGCCAGGACAUAAAAUUGCAGAGAAUCUCUAUAUGCGUCAGGAUGGCACACGCAGCUACUACUUUGAGCAGGAGCAGCUAGCGCAGCUGUUUAGCAGCCAGGGAUUCCAGGUGCUGAACAAUAACUAUGUGCAUCGACGCACACUCAAUUUAAAGGAAGGCAUCGAUGUGCCACGCAUCUUUCUACAGGGCAAGUUUAGCAAGCCGUUGGAUGAAUCAUAGAAUUUUGUAUUUAUGUGUGUAUAAUAUACAUUAAGUUUAAUUUUAGUAAUUAUAACAUUUUGGUUUA
Molecule: messenger RNA, 921 nt
Organism: Drosophila busckii
Lineage: Eukaryota; Metazoa; Arthropoda; Insecta; Diptera; Drosophilidae
Product: tRNA N(3)-methylcytidine methyltransferase METTL6
Exons: 1
Coding region: 21-854 (277 amino acids)
Source: RefSeq, a predicted model, not a curated record